Pseudovirgaria hyperparasitica is the source of this 666-nucleotide messenger RNA. RefSeq lists its product as uncharacterized. The coding region runs from base 32 to 457 and encodes 141 amino acids. The transcript has a single exon. NCBI's taxonomy places the organism in Eukaryota, Fungi, Ascomycota, Dothideomycetes, Acrospermales, Acrospermaceae. The record is from RefSeq and is a predicted model, not a curated record.
UGGGUUGGGGAUUGAGGGUGGAUGGUGUCGUAUGUUGUGUUAUGUUGUUUUGGAUUGCGCUGUGGUGUCUUGGAUUUGGUCUCUUGUAUUGAUCAUUAGCUUAUCUGCCGCGAUGGAGCUAUAUUUCGAAUGUCAAACUGAAAUUUCGAAAGUAGCGAGAGAGAGAAAAAAGGGGGUAUCAAACUAUCAUACAGCACAACAACAUUUCCGCCCAUUCCAUACCGCGUUCUCCUGCCUUGUGUCCAGUGUUGACGUGAGGUCUGUGGUAGCCAUGGUGGGAUUGACCCAUCUUCGCGUCGCGGUGUAUAGUGUGACAUAUCCCACCUUGAGCAGGCGGAAGCGUGAGAGACAGCGCAAGCCACGCAUGCCACCGGUGGGAUGUUCAUACGCAGCGGUAUCCUGCGCUGGCUGUGCAUGCCUCAAUCAACUCCGACCACACACACCAUCACACGACUAGAGAGACAUACACCACCAAGUCCCUAGUCCACGCAUCCCAAGCCAUACGGCCUCACAUACACACACCCUCUUUCUCCCCCUUCUAGUCCAACCACGCCCACGUCACCUUCACCCUCCCAUCAUCCCUCCUCGCCAACAUAUCAAACACACCAGUCGUCGUAUCAAUAUCCGUCGGCGCACACCCAACACAGCGAUCCACAACCGUCAAAU